Molecule: messenger RNA, 1620 nt
Organism: Theileria annulata
Lineage: Eukaryota; Apicomplexa; Aconoidasida; Piroplasmida; Theileriidae
Product: wd40-repeat protein, putative
Exons: 12
Coding region: 1-1620 (539 amino acids)
Biological process (GO): pyruvate import into mitochondria; iron-sulfur cluster assembly
Cellular component (GO): mitochondrial inner membrane; cytosolic [4Fe-4S] assembly targeting complex
Molecular function (GO): protein binding
Source: RefSeq, a predicted model, not a curated record
AUGGAAAUUGAUCAUUUGUUAUGCAUAAAUGGGCAUAAAGAAAGAAUCUGGUCAGUUUCUUGGAGCCCAUCGGAAGAUUUAUUUGCUACUUCUAGCUCAGAUUGUAAAGUUAAAAUUUGGAGAUUUUAUAAAAGUACAAAAAAACCCAGAAUCAAUAGAUGUAUAUUAAAUUAUCCCGGAUGUGGUAGUGAAUACAGCUACGAACUCGAAUUUGAAAUUUCAAAUUUCUUUAAAAAAACUGUUAGAAGCGUGAAGUUUAGCAAAGAUGGAAACUAUUUGAUCUGCGCAUCUUUUGAUGGAACUUCAACUAUUUGGUCAAAAAAAAUACACGAUAAAAGCAAAACUACUAAAUCUAAAAACACUGAAUGGAAAUGCUUGGUUACAUUAGAAGGUCACGAAAAUGAGGUUAAAUGCGCAUCCUUUGACUCAAGUGGAAAUUACGUAGCCACUUGCGGAAGAGAUAAGACCAUUUGGAUAUAUGAAAAAUCCCACGAUAAAACGCCAAAUGAUUGUGAAGAUUUAAAUAAACUUCAUUUGACGGGAAAGUUGGACUAUUUCUGUUCAGCUAUUCUGACUGGACAUACUCACGACGUUAAAUAUGUGUGUUGGAACCCAGUGGCUCUGAUUUUGGCAAGCGCAUCAUAUGAUUCAACAAUUAGAAUAUGGACUAUCGCAACCGGGGAUUGGUCAUGCAUCCAAACGCUAAAUCUACACACGAACACAGUUUGGUGCUUAUCUUUCAACUCUAAUGGCACAAAAUUAACCUCUUGUUCAUCAGAUAAAUCACUUUUUGUUUAUAAGAGUAAAAUAAUUGAAUGUUUUUCAAAAUUCGGUAAAAUCGCAAAACCACGACUCAAUAGGUUCACCAUUUUUAACACUUGCUUCCCAGUCCCAAAUAUCAAAAAAGAAAGUGAAAGUAAUAGUUAUGGACCAGUAUUUGCAGACGACUGGGAAGUUUGUAAAGCCUAUGAAGAGUUACACUCAAGACCAAUUUACACAGUUGAUUUUGGGGAUUAUAUCGUAACUGGUGGAGGGGAUAAUAAGAUCAAGAUCAUAAAUCUUGAAGAUGAUUUUUCAAACAUUCAUGAGAUAUCGGCUCACACUUCGGAUGUAAAUGCAGUUUCAUGGAAGCCUAACGAUAGUAGUAAAAUAUUAGUGUCUGUUGGAGACGACGAGUAUAUUAGAAUAUGGAAAGAAAUGAGCGGUUUGUUGAACAGAAUUUUGUUUCCAGGAAUUGUUCCACUCAUUCAAUCCAAGGUUUUAUCACUUCCAUUACCAGAGAAACUUAAAUCAAUAUUAGCCCACCCGGCCGGACCCUUUACCAUUCACUUCUAUGCUCCAUCAUUUAAAUGGUCAAUCUCCCUGGCAAACAUAUCCGAUAUAAAUAGGCCUACUCAUCUUAUCUCACUUCCUCAACAACUGGGUAAGGAAUAUGUGUAUAGUAAAAUUAUCUUUAAUUUAGCUGUUACCGCAACCGGCUUGAUAUGGUCAAGAUAUAGCUACGUUAUAAUUCCAAGAAACUACAAUUUAUUAUCAGUAAAUUUAGCAAUGUCACUAACUGGCCUUUACCAGAUUUCUAGAAUUGCUCGAGAUAAAUACCUUGCUCCCCAGAAGAAUUAA